This is a messenger RNA of Capsicum annuum, 538 nucleotides long. Its product is annotated as NADH dehydrogenase [ubiquinone] 1 beta subcomplex subunit 7. The transcript has 2 exons. Gene Ontology annotation, cellular component: mitochondrion. The record is from RefSeq and is a predicted model, not a curated record. Bases 71 to 373 code for a protein of 100 amino acids. NCBI's taxonomy places the organism in Eukaryota, Viridiplantae, Streptophyta, Magnoliopsida, Solanales, Solanaceae.
CACAAAGAGCACAACACCUAAUAAACUCAAAAAAAGAGAAAUCAAAAGAGGGGAAAAUUGGCAGACGAAAAUGGAGGUACCAGGUUCAUCGAAGAAGAUGGUAGCAACACAAGCAGAAAUGGUGGAGAACAAAGUGCCAUUAGCUUAUCGAGAUCAGUGCGCACACCUGUUGAUCCCAUUGAACAAGUGUCGUCAAUCCGAAUUCUACCUCCCAUGGAAAUGCGAAGACGAACGCCAUACAUAUGAAAAGUGUGCCUAUGAACUUGUUAUGGAACGGAUGCUUCAGAUGCAGAAGAUCCGUGAAGAAGAAGCACGGAUGAAGCAAAAGGGAACACAAUCCAUUCCGCUCAUUCCUAAGACUGCAAAUGCCUAGUUUUUCUACUGCUUAGGGAGAUGAAAAUUGCCAGAGGUCUCCGGUAAUCCAGAGAAUCGUCAAGUACUAGUUGCUGGAUUUAUAUUCGAAGUUGAUUUCUGUUGAAUGAUAAAAGAUGGUGGACUCUUUGUAACCUCUACCUAAAUGCAAAUAAUGUUAAGACCA